Triticum turgidum subsp. durum (durum wheat) is the source of this 1788-nucleotide messenger RNA. Lineage: Eukaryota; Viridiplantae; Streptophyta; Magnoliopsida; Poales; Poaceae. The record is from the annotation of a GenBank genome assembly.
AUGGCAGAGGAGGCCAAUGGAGUGGUAGAUGGACGAGGCGAGGAAGCCCGCAACCACAAGUCAUGGUCUGAUGUGUGGGCGCAUUUCGAGCGUUUCUUAGGCGCCGAUGGGAGGCAGAGAGCAAGGUGCAAAAAGUGCGGCAUAGAACUAUUGGCUGAAACCAAAAAUGGCACCAGUCGCCUUGGACGGCAUGCCCGAGACACUUGUCCAGGGAAUGGUGGUGCUCCAGAGCAGCAGCAAGGACGCCACAGGAAACGUGCAAGAUCACUACCAAUUCUUCGUGAAUCACCAGGUACCAGUAAGCUUGCCAUGGAGGAAGCUAAUGCAGACCUGGCUAGAAUGCUGGCCUUUCAUGGAUACCAUCCAUCUUUUGUUCAAGACAGAUACUUCCGGAGCUUCGUGCGACGGCUUAACCCUGAUUUUCAGAUACCCUCAUGGGAUGCCAUUCAAGAGAUGUCCAAUGGUAUCCUGGAAAAAGCACGGAGGGAUUUCAGCUCUGAAAUAGAUCGCACUUCUUCAAACCUCAGUUGGGCAAUAGACACAGUUGAAACUGUCGACGGGAUAGCCUUAUAUGUUGCGUGCCACUUUAUAGAUGAUGAAUGGAAUCUUCGUAAGAUGAUCAUGGAUCAGUACGGAGUUGCAACUCGCCACUAUUUCCCCGAAUUAGGUAGCAAUACGUAUGAGUACUGUCUCAAAGAUGGAGAUGACUGCUCGACGGUUGCUGAGUGCAUAGGUUACCUUGAUGAGUUAGCUAAUUGUUUCAGCAUGAUAGUCGGAAAAACCGGUAAUCUGAUGGAUUACUUGGCCUUGGAGAAAGAUUCAGGUGUUGUUCAUAAGUCCACCUUUGUGAACGUAGUGCUUCACUCAAUCGCCCAAUGUCUUUUUGACAAUCUAAAACUAGAAUUCUAUUUGGAUGUAUGCUUCGACAUGUCGAUUGCGGAAACUAGUCAAGAGGUUUAUUCACAGCUUGGCAUGGAUGAGCUUCGACCAUACCAAAACCAGUGGUAUUUAUGCUAUUGUUGUGUGCAAUUUCUUCAUCACAAUAGAGAUGAUGAAGUUUCAGAAUUCGAGAAAUUAUUGAGCAAGCUUUGGGGAGAAAUAUACCGUGCCAUUAAAACUGUCUCUGAUCCCAGUUUUCCAACUUCACAUCUUGGCCUUGUGGAAUUGUUUAAGAUCAGAGACCUUUUGCAGUCUGAACUGACAAGAGCCAGUGGAGAUACAACACCAACUUACGAGUACAGUUGUUUUGACAAGGAUGUUAAGCAUGUUCUUGAACUUGCAAAAGGCGAAGUAGACAGGAGCAUAGAAGAUUCAUACCGUGUAUGGUCCUUACCACUUGUGCUAGACCCCAGAUACAAACUCGGAUACAUAGAAUUCAAGUUCCCUAAGGUGUUUGGCACUGCCGCAGUGGCAGAAAACAAUAUCUCCAAGGUAAAAGAAUUCCUCAGGAAGACAUUUGAUGAUUACGAUGAAGAUGAUGAAACCACUGAUGGAGAUCCAAGUCAUAUCACUACAUUAGAUCAAGCAUGGUAUGAGCAGUACUGUUUAGAGGAUGGCGUGGCAGGGCCACAGGUAGCUGGCACAGAACUUGAUCGUUACCUCCAAGAUCCUCUCGUCCCUCCAACAGACAUUUUUAACAUUCUGAACUGGUGGAAGGUUAACAGCUCAAACUACCCGAAGGUGGCUAGGAUGGCAAGGGAUGCUCUGGCCAUUCCCACAAGCAACAGCCUUUCCUCUGAACAAAUCUCCGUGCUCAAUCUGUUGAUAUAUAAAAAAGCGUCAGUAUGA